Messenger RNA from Acaulospora colombiana, 893 nucleotides. The record is from the annotation of a GenBank genome assembly. NCBI's taxonomy places the organism in Eukaryota, Fungi, Glomeromycota, Glomeromycetes, Diversisporales, Acaulosporaceae.
ACUCCAUUGGCUUACAUCCUAGAAGUGUCUGGAAUGUUGUCAAUGCCGGCGACGGGUACAUCAGGGUAAUGCAACCAUCCCAGCCUACCCUAUCCGAACCUAUACUACCAAAGUCUAUGGACAUACGAGUGGAGCGAGAUAUUGUAGAACGGCUUAUCAAUAGCUACUUCUCAAACAUCUCCCCCAUCUUUCCGGUCAUCACCAAGUCCGAAUUUGUUGCGUUUCAACCGAACCCACCUCCUAUGCUUCUAUACAGUAUUUGUUUGAUGGCAGCUUCGUUGCGAGAUACGCCUGCAGGAAUAUUCGACCAUCUGAGACGCACCGUCGCCAGUCUCAUACGCAGCGAGGAUGUCCUUUCAACUCCAACUCAAGCCAACGUGCAAGCCCUACUGAUUCUCAGUAUGGCUGGAGACUGUCAUGGGACACAAGGCAAUCUGCUCAUGUCGUAUGCGUGGACGAGGACCGGAACCGCCAUCCGCAUGGCACAGGACCUUAAUCUCCAUAGAGCAGAGAUCAGCAGGGAUGGUAUUCGGCGGCAUUUGGCUAUCCUCAGAUCAAGGUAUCGGAUACCUCAAUGCCCUUACAAGGCUGUCCAUCAUUCUGGGCGAGGUGUUGAAAGCGAUUUACAGGAUAUACUGCGUCGCCUGGAACUAUGGAAAAUACACCUCCCAGAAGAACUAGCAUUCACAGGACCAGAUUCAGGGCCUGCGGCAGUGUUCAUGCGAAUCAGCUUCAUCUGCCCACCACAUAUUCAAUUCUGUCUCAACGUGACAGAAUGGAGCAAAGUUAUAGACAAUUCUCGCUCUGCCAUCGAGUGGUUCGUCAAGCACGACCGAUACUGGGAAACCUGGUUCCCAACAUCAUACGCUCUCGUUAGUUGCGCUCUCUGUCAG